AUGGAAAUUUCCGAAAAUGUAGAAGUUGGUAAAUUGAUUGGUCGUGGAGGACGUAACAUAAAACCCAUUGAAAGAGGGACUGGUACAUGCAUUUACAUUAAUACAAAAGUAAAUCCUCGACAAAUUGAAAUUAAAAUAAAUAAAGAAUAUAAAUUUAAAGAUGAAAAUAUUUCGCUUUGGGAAUGGAUCAAUAAAGCGAUAUGUCAAAUAGACAAUUUACUAGAAGAUAUUGAAGUAAGAAAUCGAAAAAAAGAUAUAGAAAAAGAGAAAAAUAAUAGUAGAAUUUCAGAUAAUGGUAUUCAUCAACAUGCAACAUCAAGAAACCAUAAAAAACGAAGAAUGCCGCAUACGAAAUCAAACACAGUUGGGCAAAAACAUCAAGCACAGACGGACAAAAAUAUCAAGCACAGAUGGAUAAAAUCAUUAAGCACGGACGGAUAA
Messenger RNA from Rhizophagus irregularis DAOM 181602=DAOM 197198, 441 nucleotides. RefSeq lists its product as uncharacterized. Gene Ontology annotation, molecular function: RNA binding. The record is from RefSeq and is a predicted model, not a curated record. Lineage: Eukaryota; Fungi; Glomeromycota; Glomeromycetes; Glomerales; Glomeraceae.